GGCCGGUCAGCAGUAAGCAGAAUAGACGAGCCGCGCGCGGAGGACGGAGAAGAAGACUGAACUGAACCUCCAGGUGCGAACAUCAUGGAAACGGUCAACCGGCGGCACUGGUACGACCUGAGGUUUUUCAUAUUCAUACAAUGUCUCCAGGCUGGAGCUUUAGUUGACUCCUCUUCGCUUUCCUCCGCCACGCAGCAGCUGUCCAUCACCUAUAUGGCAGGAGAGGAGGCGAUCCUUCCCUGCAGCUGGAAGUCACGCCUGGGCGAGGUGGCGCUGCCAACCUGCCACAUCCAGUGGGUGACCCCCAUGGACACGGUUUUCGAACAGUGGGGGGAGAAGAAGUGGCAGGCGCCGGAGUUCAAGGGCCGGGUGAGGGUCCCCGAGGAGAAGCUGGGGUCGGGGAAUUGUUCUCUGAUCAUCAGCGACGUUCAGAUUGGAGACGCAGGGAGAUACGACAGCUUCAUGGUGGUGGAGGGAGCGAGGUCCAAAACCACGCGGGUCUUCAUCCAGGGCGUCAGCCUGUUUGUGAACGACCAUAAAUCCUAUCAGUCACAUCGGCCAGGUGAGGACAUGGUUCUGCAGCUCCACACCCGUCACUCAGUGCGAGUGGUCUUCCAGGGCAGAAACAGCUCGGAAUGGUCGGACAUGUGGAUGAGGGGGGACAACAACAGUCAGCGUCUGGAGAAACAUCUGCUGCUUGAGCAGCUGACGGUGAAGAGAUUAAAACCAUCAGAUGAAGGAAUAUACAAAGUCCUGGAUGAAGAGGGCCUCUCCAUCAGCACUGUGCAGCUCACUGUGGAAGAACGAUCCACAUCUCACAGAGUCCAGGAGAGGCUGGAAAAUGUUCCAACAGGUGUUGCUGCCAAACGCAGCAGCUCAGCUCUUCACACAAUGUUGGUUCUUCUCCUGAGUUUCCGAACACUUAAUUUUCUCUGAGUUUCCUCUGUAUGAACAUUGCACACACAUGAAUCUUGCACAUUAUAGCCAGCAGAUGGUGAAAGUUUGUGAGCUGUAAAUUUAAACUGAGCCGCAUGCGUGUGUGUGUGUGUGCGCACGCAGUGCAGGGGUUCUCAGACUGAGACCAUGAGUGUGACAAGAAAAGGUGUGUGUUUGAUGUGUGCGUUUUUCUUGUGGUCCUACGUCAUGUGGUGCUUGUAACCUGGCACUGACUUUGGGAGCUCCUGUUCCAGCGUAAAGACGCACUCUCAGAUCGGAGCGUGAAAAAGGACGUUUUUGGUCUUCUUCUCAUAAAGUCAUAGAGUAAUAAAGUUUAGUGUUGAUGACCACUACAAGUUCAGUUCUAAACCUCCUCUCUACAUGUCCCAUUCUUUUUAAAAAAAAAUUAUACAUUUAUGGUUAAUAAAUCAUUUACUGACACUGUAAUUAAUGAGAACAACCUUUUGGGUUCCCCCAUUUUGGGAAAUGACUCCUUACUUCAUUAUGGACACCCCUACAAUGGCCUGUUUGGUCACUUCUGCUCUGCAGAAGCGCUGCAGGACAUCUGGACCAAACCCACACAACAUGGACACGACUGCUGAUACAGAGAGACACGAAUCUUAACAGUUUGAACUCGUUUUUCAAGCAGAAGUGAAAAAAUUCAGCAAAUUUACUCUUUCUGCUCAUCUCUGUCACUUCUUCAAAAUAAAGAUAAUGAUAAAAAUAAUGAUAAUGAUAAAAAUAAUGAUAAUAUCCUGCAGCUGCUUUGUGUGGUAGAUUUAAAUAGUCGAGCUUCUUUUGCCUCUUAGUUGAAUGUAAUCAAAUAAUGAUGGAGUGCUGUUUUACUUUCUGAUGUCACAUGAUGCUUUAAAAUGACAGCUGGUGUUUUUUCAUUCCUUGAACAUUAGAGGGGAUGAAACAGUGCCGCAUACGUACAACACAGAACAGCGUUUGCUUCAACACUGAAUAAAAACUAUUAGAACUUCUGAAGUUAUUUUGAGGUCAAAAUGUGAUCUUAGGUUCUCUGAAAUUAAUAAUUCCCACUUUGGAAAACAUAUAAAUCUGAAAUCUAUGACUGUUUUGCAUAUUGUUGUUAUUUAUAUCUCUGAAAAAAUCUCAGACAAAAUGUAUGUAAUAUUUAAUUUUUCUCUUUUUUUCCCCCAUUUCUGACCACAUUUACAACUCAGUGAAUCAAAGACUGAAUGUUUGGGGAAAUUUAAACUCAUCUCUGUAAUCUGCAGAAAACUUUUGCUGCUUUUUGUGGUGAAAUUGAUUGUUCGGGAAUUCUUUACAGCUUUCCAGAUUUAACUGUUCGCUUAAAAAAUUAUUUUUAUGCUUUUGGUUCCAAGAGCUUUCGGACAAACUUCCUAAAUCAUGAGAAUAAUCAGUUCUAAUACAUAAAAAUAAACCAAGCAAACA
Archocentrus centrarchus (flier cichlid) is the source of this 2355-nucleotide messenger RNA. It is a transcript of the gene igldcp, whose product is annotated as Ig-like domain-containing protein. The record is from RefSeq and is a predicted model, not a curated record. Gene Ontology annotation, biological process: cellular response to lipopolysaccharide; negative regulation of T cell proliferation; cell surface receptor signaling pathway. The coding region runs from base 85 to 936 and encodes 283 amino acids. The transcript is spliced from 7 exons. Lineage: Eukaryota; Metazoa; Chordata; Actinopteri; Cichliformes; Cichlidae. Gene Ontology annotation, cellular component: external side of plasma membrane.